Molecule: messenger RNA, 2633 nt
Organism: Onychomys torridus (southern grasshopper mouse)
Lineage: Eukaryota; Metazoa; Chordata; Mammalia; Rodentia; Cricetidae
Gene: C1H19orf12
Product: chromosome 1 C19orf12 homolog
Exons: 3
Coding region: 704-1129 (141 amino acids)
Source: RefSeq, a predicted model, not a curated record
CUCUGAAGCCUUCUCCCUUGUCCUUCACAACUUAAUUGAACUCAAAUCAGGCUGCUGUCCAAAGGUUUGACUUUUCACCUUCCCACUAGUCUGGGUGACUGUAAAACAUCAGAGCACAUUGUGUUAGCAUCUACCUUCCCUAUGGCUGGCAGGGGGACUUCCAGUGAUCAGGACCUGGUUUGAGGACAGCAUUAUUGAAAUAGUUGUACUACUGUGGAAAGGACCUGUCUCCUGCAUCCUCAUCUCUCCCCAUCACUUACAGACACAGGUGGCCCUGGGAUGGGAGGAGAAACAGGGCAUAUUUCCUUUCAAUUUCUUGAGCCUGAAGAAUGAAGGAAAUGAAAUGCUUUCACAGGGACUCAGGAGCCGGGCUCACAAACCUUUCUUUCACAACAAAUGCCUGUUGUUCCUGUAACUUCUGAUGUUAUUCUUCCAGAAAUUUAAACCAGCCUUGCCUUGCAGCCACAGACUGCAGAAGCCCAGCUGGAGUGGAGCUUUCCUUGUCCAGCUCCCCUGCUCCCUGGCACAUGCUAAAGAGCCUGGCUUGUCCUCUUGCACUGACUUAGCUGGGCUAGGUGGAGAUUGAGAACAACAUGUGCAUGUUGGUACCUUAUCUGCUCCAUGGGUUUUGACUUAAAGUUAUCCAGAACAGGUUUGGAGGUGCCUCUGAGUAGAUAAUUGAGGGUGAAAUGGGUCUGACAAGAUGCCCAUCAUGGUAGAUGACAUUAUGAAGCUUCUGUGCUCCAUUUCCCAGGAGAGGAAAAUGAAGGCGGCUGUCAAGCACUCUGGGAGGGGUGCCUUGGUUGCAGGGACAGUGGCCUUUGUUGGCGGUUUGGUUGGUGGCCCACCAGGAAUUGCUGUUGGGGGGACUGUUGGGGGCCUGUUAGGUGCCUGGAUGACGAGUGGACAGUUUAAGCCUGUUCCUCAGAUCUUAAUGGAACUGCCCCCUGCCGAACAGCAGAAACUUGUUAACGAAGCCACGGCCAUCAUCAGGAACUUGGACUGGACAGAUGCUGUACAGCUCACUGCUCUGGUCAUGAGCAACCAGGCCAUGCAGCAGAAGCUCUUGGCCAUGCUCACCACCUAUGUCACCAAGGAGCUGCAAGCUGAGAUCCGCUAUGAUGACUAGGCCACUCCCCCCUGGGGGAUGACUUUCAUUUGGAUGAUUCUAUAGCUCCCAGAAGAUGACCAGGGAAUGGAGGAUGCCUGGCAUGUACCUCUGCACAUCAUCAGCAUUGACUGUAUGCUGGAGUAUGAGUACAUCCUGUUGGACUGUCCCCUGCUGAAGAGGCUUUGGCCAUGUAUGUAUGGCUGUGUGUGUUAUGGAAAGGUACAGGCUGUUGGCAUCCACAAACAGCUUGGGAGUCCUCUUGAUCCUGUAGGUCUAAAAGAAGUUCUCAUGUUGGCUGGCCAACUGUGCUGGAUGAUCCUCUUCCUGUGAAGGUACCUCUAAGUAUCUGUCAGAGGAUUGGACUCCCUUAGGCUCUAGGGUCUUGGGGUUUAGAGCCAGAACUUGCCAGGACUGUGCUUACCUGCUGAGUGUUCCCCUUCUUCACCCAGGGACUUCUUAGUGGUCUCACAAUGACAGUGGUUCCUACUUUGAGUGAAGCCACAGAUACCAGGCAGUCUCUAUACUCCACCAUUGUCUAUGCCCCAGGGUCUCUUGAGUAACUUUGGUUAAACUUCUAGAGUCUUUUGACUUCUUAUGGAAAAUCAUGGCACUUAUUAUCUUUUACUUUUAUUGCCAAUUCUGGAUCCUUUUUAUUCUCUACACUUUUGUAGUCUAAGUUAAUUAAACUCCUUUUUGUUUUUCUUACUAUGUUACCUGGGCUGGCCUUGGACUCUUGGGCUCAAGUGAUCUUGCCACAUAGCUAGGACUGUAGGCUUGUGCCACCAUACCCAGCUUUACCUCAAAGACUGUUCUCCACGCCACUUUAUCUAAGUUAGUUCUUCCAUGUUCUCUAUCCCAGCUCAGUUUCCUCUGGGCAUUGGCUGCAAUCUACAAUUUUCUUGUUUGAAAAGACAAAAUUAACAAUGAAUUCAGUUCAAAGAUCCUGACUGAGCUAGGUGCUGUGAUGCACACACCCACAGUCCCAGAAAAGUGAAAGGCCAAAGCAAGAGCAUCAUUGAGCCCAGGAAUUCAAGACAAACCUGGGAGAUAGAGGGUGGGGUCAUUCCUCAUCACCUUACUUGGCUUUUAUUUGCAGUCACAGAAUGGAGAUGCAGUGAAUGUUCUGAUGUGCUAGAGAGAGGAGGCUGACAGAGGAGGCCAAGGGAAAGCAGAAACAAAAGCACUAAGUUUAACUAACCCACGGGUAGGCAAGCACCUUAUCACCCUGGAUGAAACUGGCUGUUUAGGGAUUUGGCUAGCCUCUCCUAGGUUUCCCUAAGGGACAAUGGCUCAAACCUUGGAACCUAGGAUCUUGGAUAAGCUAGGUAGAUUCCACCAGUGAGCCCCAGCUCUCCUGUCGUAGAGCCAAGACAAGUGCUGUCUGUACUGCUAAGCCUGGUCCCAGCCCUUGAGGGGCUCAAUUUUGGUUUGGCCAAUUGGUCCUAGUGCUGGAGCUCAACCAAUAACAUCAUAUACAUUUUAUUAAACAUUUGAUACUUCUUUAAAAAAAAAAAGAUUUAUU